Molecule: messenger RNA, 887 nt
Organism: Triticum dicoccoides
Lineage: Eukaryota; Viridiplantae; Streptophyta; Magnoliopsida; Poales; Poaceae
Exons: 5
Coding region: 77-853 (258 amino acids)
Source: RefSeq, a predicted model, not a curated record
UGAAUAUCCUAGGAAGGUACUACAACAUAGAGGAAUUUCAUCCUUGAACAGUAGCUCCCAGCUGCUAGAUGCUGAAAUGAUGUCAAUCCGGCCAAGACCGAGACAAGUUGUGCAUCUUGCAGCAUAUGAAUCGUACCAAGCCGCUGGAAACCAAUAUACUGGUGCUAUGGCCACUUUUGAUGUCUAUGGUUUUCCAAACUUGGUCAAGGGUGAAUCAAGUUCAGCCCAAAUCUGGGUAAUAAAUAAAGGAAAUGGUGAAAGCGACAACGUCAACAAAAUUAUGUCUGGAUGGGAGGUCAAUCCAGACAUCUAUGGUGAUAGCAAAACACAUUUUUUCGUAUUUUGGACGGCUGAUGGGGAGGAUGAGACCGGAUGCUAUAACUUGAAUUGUCUAGGCUUUGUGCCUGUAAAUGGGGCUCCUAUUACGCCGGGAGAUAGCCUAGAGCUACCACAUGGGCAAACGAGAAUCUCACUCAAGAUAUAUAAGAGUAGAGACGAUGGAGAUUGGUGGUUGUACUACGGAAAUGAUAACAUUGGUCUUACUAGGGUGGGAUAUUGGCCAAAGGAUCUUUUUACCACCCUGUCAGGCCAUGCCACAGUUAUAGCAUGGGGUGGAAUGACCACGUCUUACGAAGGACGUUCUAGUCCUCCGAUGGGCAAUGGGAAAUGGGCUGGAAGAGAAUCAGCAACAGUUCGAAAUAUUCAGUAUGUUGAUACAAGUGGUGGAGGUUAUGACCCCCCUACAUGGCCUGCUGGUCUCCAUAUUGUUGAAACACACAGAAACUGCUAUCGUGCUACCACUUUUGGUGAUGGCAUGUUCCACUAUGGGGGUCCGGGUGGUUGUGUUCGUUAACUCGUUAAUUAGCCCAUGUUUUAGUGUUCUUGAA